Lathyrus sativus (Indian pea) is the source of this 978-nucleotide messenger RNA. The record is from the annotation of a GenBank genome assembly. NCBI's taxonomy places the organism in Eukaryota, Viridiplantae, Streptophyta, Magnoliopsida, Fabales, Fabaceae.
AUGGGGAUGUCUUCUGACAAUAUUAUUGGGCUUGUUUUGGCUCUAUCUUCUAGCAUUUUCAUUGGUUCUAGCUAUAUAAUUAAAAAAAUGGGUCUUACAAAAGCUGGUUCUAAUGGAAAUAGAGCAGCCUCAGGAGGGCAUUCAUAUUUGUUAGAACCAAAGUGGUGGGCUGGAAUGAUUACAAUGAUUGUUGGGGAAAUAGCUAAUUUUGCAGCUUAUGCAUUUGCACCUGCCAUUCUUGUAACUCCUUUGGGAGCUUUAAGCAUCAUUUUCAGUGCGGUGCUAGCUCACUUCAUCUUGAAUGAGAGACUACACAUUUUUGGCAUGCUUGGAUGUGCUCUCUGUGUGGUAGGGUCUACGACUAUUGUUCUUCAUGCACCGCGUGAGAGAGACAUUCAUUCCGUCAAGGAAGUAUGGCAACUUGCUACCGAGCCAGGUUUUAUUGUAUACUCUUGUUUGGUGGUGAUACUGGUUUUAGUUCUUAUUUUCGUUUUCGCGGAAAAAUAUGGACAGACACAUAUGAUUGUUUAUGUUGGAUUAUGCUCUCUCACGGGCUCGAUUACGGUUAUGAGUGUCAAAGCAGUAGGAAUAGCUUUGAAGCUUACAUUUGAAGGGAAGAAUCAAUUUAUUUACUUUCAGACAUGGUUCUUUACAAUAAUUGUGGUUGGAUGUUGUCUCAUGCAAAUCAACUACUUGAACAAGGCUUUGGAUACCUUCAACACUACUGUCAUAUCACCGGUUUACUACGUCAUGUUUACCUCAUUAACCAUAAUCGCCAGCAUAAUCAUGUUUAAGGAAUGGGACACACAAGAUGCAUCUCAGAUUGUUACGGAGCUAUGUGGAUUCGUGACAAUUUUAUCGGGAACAUUUCUCCUUCACAAAACUCAGGAUAUGGGAAGCAAACCGACGGAAACUUGUGAUACUUCAAGUCCGCAGCUUCCUUACACAAUUAAGUCACCAGAUAGAUCUGACAUUUGA